AGCAACGAGUGCACUUCACUUCACUCUGCAGUCGCGCUGUCAGUAGAGUUAGAGGUAGAGCAACCAAAAGGCACCGUUAAAAGGGAGAGAGAGAGAGAGGAAAAAAAACAACAACCCACUCAACCUUCUCGUGGCCUUUACUUGGCGGCCACUUCCAUGUAAACACCAGACCGUGUUCAACUGGUUCCUCUUCUCUGGCGUUGGCCCUCAGGCAAGGGGGGCUCUCACUCCACUGCAAGACAUGCCUUCACAGCCAUAGAGGAGAGCAGACCGAGGAGUGACCUGCGGAAGAAGGGCGAAGAACGACGAGCAAGUCAGAACAACAAGUGAUCCAGUGAUUUUAGACGAAGCUACGAAGGAAGGAGCGAAGGAGGAGUGUUUUUCCCGACCCCGGCCCAAAGAUGGACUACAUCCCCAAGGUGUGGCACUCGCAGGUGGUGCCCCUGGAGCACGAGCUGGAGUGGGGGUCCGGCGCGGGCCAGCCCGAGUGCUCCAUCUGCUACAACACGUACGACAACGUCUUCAAGACGCCCAAGCAGCUGGCCUGCACGCACACCUUCUGCCUGGAGUGCCUGUCGCGCCUCAUGGCCGCCACCUCGGAGUCCGGAGACCAGGACGACGGGCGCAUCUCCUGCCCCUUCUGCCGCCACCUGACGCCCGUCCCGGAGCGCGGCCCGCCGGCGCUGACCACCAGCAUGGAGGUGCUCAGCAAGCUGCCCAGCCACCAGCAGCGCGCCGAGGCCGUGUGGCUGGAGGACGGGCGCCUGUGCUACAAGCGCCCGCUGGACUCGUCCGCGUCCCUGCCACCGACGACCGACCCGGCCUCGGGCUAUUGCAUCUGCAUCGACAUCGGCGCGGCGGGCAGCAAGGAGCAGGCGCCCGGGGCGGCGGUCCAGACGCAGACGCGGACGCGGCGCGGGGGCCUGCUGGAGCGCAUGACGGACUGGAAGCGGCUGCUGCUCUUCGUGGUGCUCAUGGUGCUGCUGGUGGUCAUCGUGCUCUGGCCGCUGCAGUGCAUCGUCACCACCGGCUCCCUGCGCUGCCAGAUGCGCUCCGCCGGACACGUCACCGCCACCACCACCACCACCACCACCACCACCACGCCCUCCUUCACCCUCUCCACCACCUCCAGCGCCUCCACCGGCUCCAUCUUCUUCUUCGACAAGUAAGGCUAUGUCAUGGACAAAGGUGCAGUUGCCAACGCAAUCACAUACACACAGACACACACACACACACACACACACAGCUCACAAACACACA
Messenger RNA from Sardina pilchardus (European sardine), 1260 nucleotides. RefSeq names its product RING finger protein 223. NCBI's taxonomy places the organism in Eukaryota, Metazoa, Chordata, Actinopteri, Clupeiformes, Clupeidae. Gene Ontology annotation, biological process: protein ubiquitination. The transcript has 2 exons. Gene Ontology annotation, molecular function: ubiquitin protein ligase activity. The record is from RefSeq and is a predicted model, not a curated record. The coding region runs from base 402 to 1169 and encodes 255 amino acids.